Salpingoeca rosetta is the source of this 1917-nucleotide messenger RNA. RefSeq lists its product as uncharacterized. The record is from RefSeq and is a predicted model, not a curated record. Gene Ontology annotation, cellular component: axoneme; ciliary basal body. Bases 85 to 1635 code for a protein of 516 amino acids. The transcript is spliced from 9 exons. NCBI's taxonomy places the organism in Eukaryota, Choanoflagellata, Craspedida, Salpingoecidae. Gene Ontology annotation, biological process: cilium assembly.
GCGAAUGUUCAUAACUUGCAGUGGCCCUUCACAACACCAAGAAGAGUAGUCACGGGUUGCCAAGAGCCAGCGAGAGCAGCGAAGAUGGCUGAGACAGAGGGCGCUAAUGUUGGUGCUGAUGUUGGUGUUGAUGUUGGUGUUGAUGUUGGUGUUGUUGGUGGCGGUGCGGGCACGGAAGCAGAAGACCAACAGCAGCAGCAGCAGCAGCAGCAGGAAAAGGAGCAAAGCCGUGGCGGGAGUGCGUUGCGGCCAAAGGACAGUGCAUUAGCGGAAGGAGCGACAGAGGAGGGAGAUGAUGAGGGAGGAGCCACCGAAAGGCCCGAACACGAUGUACGAGAUGAAGAUGGUGAAGCGGAGCCAGAGAGAGAAGAACAUGCUGAGGCAGGAGAGGGAGGAGACCAAACCGAAGGCACUGCCAAGGAAGGAGACGAGGAAAAUGACCGAGGCGAGGGGGAUGAGAGAGGGGAGAGCGAUGACGAUGAUGAUGAGGAGAACGAGCAAGGGGAGGCAGAAGAGGAACACGACGACGAUGAGGAGGAGGAGGAGGAGUGGCUUGAUCCAUUUCCGGAUCUGGAUGUUGACGAGUUGGAACAACGCGUGUUUGAACAACAGGAAGCGAAUGAGACGCUGAGACUGGAGACGGAGUGCUUGCAACGCUAUUUUGACAGGCAACAGGCGGACGCAGUUGAGACAGAUGACGAGGAUGCGCAGGAGACGGUGCAAGUGAAGGAGCGCACAACACGGCGACGGUCGCGGUCGAUGCGCUCGAGUGCGCGCAGCGCUGCUUCCACAGCACCGACUGUGCUCACAGAUGUCCAGAAGAGCGAUAUUGCACAGCGGGAUCUCGACUAUCUCCGCGCCCAACUCAAACAGUUCAAAGAGGAGUCGCUACAGAAGGUGCACACGCUGCAGGCUGUGAUUGCGGAAUCAGAAGUUCGCCUGAUGGAGAUUCCAAAGCUGGAAAUGCUCUUUGACGACGAAGUCACACGCAGCGCAGAACUCUCGCGGUCUGGAAAAGUGGAGACGGAUGCUCUUCGCGCCUUCUAUCGCCGGCGAAUGAAGCAAUGCGAAACGCUGAAGGACAAGCUGAACGUGAAGAACCAGACGAUGCGGGCGCACAAGCAGCGCGCGGUGUCGCAGCUCAAGGCCAAGGACGAGAUUGGCGGACACCUGCACCAGGUCGACUUUGAGCAGCUGAAGAUUGAGAAUGAGCAGUUCUCCGUUGACAUUGAUAAGCGCAACAAAGAGCUGUCCAAACUCAAGUCGGCCGCAGGCAGGACGAACCAGACGCUGGAGAAGUUCAAGGACCGGCUGCGGGUGCUGCAAGCGGAGUCUGACCGCGUGGCUGUGGAGAUUUCGAGUCGUGAGGAUCUCAUUCGUCGCAUAGCAGCAGAGCGCCAACGCGUCGACAGCGCACACGCAAAGCUCAAGGCACGCAGCAACAGUCUCUCCCAGCAGCUUGAAGACCACCGCGUGCCGGAGGUGCUUGAUCUGGUGAAGCAGCAGGCAACAAUGCCAAAGCUCCAGCAGACCGUUCGCACAAUGGAGCGCAAACUCGACCUCGCUCAGAUGGAGUUUGACCACACCCGGCGCUCCCUCCGCUCAACGCGCCGCCUGACCGCAACGAGAAAGUAGCAAACAUGUGUGUGUGUGUGUGUGUGUGUGUGUGUGUGUGUGUGUGUGUGUGUGUGUGUGUGUGUGUGUGUGGCUCUUUGUCUCUGUCUCUAUCUCUGUCUUUCCUUCUCCUUCUCCCUACCCCUCUCUCGUUGAUUGUGUUCUCGGGAGUUGUGGUGUUGUGUUCCACUGUUCGUUUACGUUGCACAUAUUGUGUGGUGAAAGGAGCGAGAGCGUAACUGUCCAGCAAUGCACAUCAACAACAACAAAUACAAACAACAGCCACUUAACUUAAAACCGCAG